AACCAGUUAGUUGUGAAAAGCAAAUGCCAUGAUUCCAAGAAUUCGAACAAAAAUUCUUACACCAACGAAGCGAAAACACAACCGCUCUUUUGCUGAAUGGAUUAGUUUAAGUUGUAAAAAUGUACGCGAUAAACUAUAAGAUAACAUAUCGUCAAUUUUGAUUUAAACCGAUAGUAAACAGGAAUGUAAAUAUGGGCUGUAAGAUUGGAUAUCGACUUUGCUUUUGUGUUUAACCAUUUUUUGUUAUAUGAAGGUAUUUAUCUCUUAGCUGCUGGUGAUAUUUAUAGAUACCUUGAUGUUAGUAAUUUUCGUGUAGAAUUUUUCAAGUGAACUUAAUUUAAAAUGGAAUCAAACAGUCCAAUUAUGGAAGAACGAUCACAUUUUACAUAUCAGAAACAAUUCUUGAUCGUCCUUAUUUCUACAACUGCUGCUGAACUGAUAUCCCUGUUUUCACUUGCCGGUCACUGGCGACAAUUAAGGUCGGAUAUAAUGUCAGAUAUAAUGGCUCCAAAGGAAUCUAACAUGUGCCUCCCGUUGGGAAAUUUUAUAUCUGUUGAAGAUGAUAGUCACCAGUGUCCAGACGGACUUAAGGAAAAGGUCAACAAAACAGAAGAAACAGAAGAAACAAGAUUAUGUUGUGGAUCUAUGAGCAUUGUACUCAAUAAAGUUUCAACAAAGAUUGUUAAAGAAAAGUAUGAUGACGAUGCUUUUCCGGAAUAUCAAUCACUUGAUAUGACGGCAUGUAACUGUUCCGAAAAGAAGACUGUACCGCUGGAAGCAAAUCUUGUUGGUAUUUUGGGUGAUAAUCAACAAGAUCAAAUGAACGCUUCUUCGAUGCUGUUUUGGAAUAGUACCUUCCCAUCGUUUUCUUGUCCUAGGCUAAGAUAUGUUACAGACGAUGGUACAAUACACAUAGAAACGAGUGGGUAUUUCUACAUUUCAUCACAACUCAAGUCAAAACACUACUCCAUAAAUGGCACAGCAGGAGUUUUGGGUGCCAAUUUUAAACAUUUCAUUUACAGAAUAUCAGAAGAUAGGAAAGAGCAAGUUCUGUUAGAAGGAGAAAAAUCGUUUUGUAUAGUUGCUUCAGACAGUUUUGAAUGUACAAGUUUUAUAGGUGCUGCUUUCAAACUUGAGACCGGAGACAAGCUUUAUGUAUCAACCUCUCAUCCUGGCAGACUUGUUCCCGAGUCUCAAGAUAAUUAUUUUAGCAUUUAAAGUGUGUGAUGUACACAUGUAUUUCCAUUGAUAACAAAGAUGUCAUAGAAAAGAUGACCACAUUUAUAUUUAUAAUUUAUCUGUCGUAAUUUUUCCAGUGUUUUUAUUCUAUAUUCAGUUAUGAGGAACUUAUUAAACUUCUAUCUACUUUACUAUACGUAUAGGACAAAAUAAGUUAAGUUACGUUUAGACCACUAUGGAUGUUAUUUGCCACUAGCGGGCAACAAUGAUAGGGACACACAUGCAAACAAUGGGAUUAAAGCAGGACUAUCAAUUAAAUCACAAAUAUAAUAAAUGUUGCUAGUUUAAUAAAUAAAAAAUAACUACUCUCAUAAUUAUUAUACAUUGCCGAAAUGGAUUCUUUGCAGACAUUUGUCUAGUUAUGUAGCAGCGAACAUUUAGUAAAAUUUGAUCUCAUAUUUUAAUGCAUUUUAUGCAGAUAUUUUACAUAAAAACCAUUUUGUGUGAAAAUAUGCAAUAUCAUGCUUUGUGAAAUUCAUACUUAUAUCACCAGAGUCAUAUAUUUUG
This is a messenger RNA of Ruditapes philippinarum (Manila clam), 1746 nucleotides long. RefSeq lists its product as uncharacterized. Gene Ontology annotation, biological process: immune response. NCBI's taxonomy places the organism in Eukaryota, Metazoa, Mollusca, Bivalvia, Venerida, Veneridae. The coding region runs from base 343 to 1218 and encodes 291 amino acids. Gene Ontology annotation, cellular component: membrane. The record is from RefSeq and is a predicted model, not a curated record. Gene Ontology annotation, molecular function: tumor necrosis factor receptor binding. The transcript is spliced from 5 exons.